Clupea harengus (Atlantic herring) is the source of this 885-nucleotide messenger RNA. RefSeq names its product claudin f (gene cldnf). Gene Ontology annotation, cellular component: bicellular tight junction; membrane. Lineage: Eukaryota; Metazoa; Chordata; Actinopteri; Clupeiformes; Clupeidae. The record is from RefSeq and is a predicted model, not a curated record. Gene Ontology annotation, molecular function: structural molecule activity.
GUGUGUCUCUCGCUCUCUCUCUCUGUCUCUCUGUGUGUCUCUCUGUGUGUCUCUCGCUCUCUCUCUCUGUCUCUGUGUGUCGCCGCCGUCCUCUCUGCCGCCGUCCUCUCUGCCACCAUGGCGAGGAUCGCCAAGGAGGUGUCGGGUCAGGUUCUGUGCUUCAUAGGCUUCGUGGGGGUGUGCCUGACCUGCGGGCUCCCUAUGUGGCGUUCCACCUCCUUCAUCGGCGCCAACAUCGUGACGGCGCAGACCAUCUGGGACGGGCUGUGGAUGAACUGCGUGAUGCAGAGCACGGGCCAGAUGCAGUGCCGCAUCCAGGACUCCAUCAUGCGCCUGACGCAGGACCUGCAGGCGGCGCGCGCCCUCAUCGUCAUCGCCAUCGUCAUCUCCUUCGUGGGCAUGCUGCUCACCUUCGUGGGCGGCCGCUGCACCAGCUGCCUGAAGAACGAGUCCAGCAUGGCCAAGGUGUCCAUCACGGGGGGCAUCCUCUGCAUCGUGGCCGGCGCCGUCUGCCUCAUCCCCGUCAGCUGGUCCGCCACCUUCACCAUCCAGGACUUCCAGAGCACGCUGACCACCGAGACCCAGAAGAGGGAGAUCGGAGCCGCCAUCUACAUCGGCUGGGGCUCCGCGGGGUUCCUCAUCCUGGGGGGCAUCCUGCUCUGCACCUCCUGCCCCAAGAACGACGGCCGCGACGGCACCUACCCGCAGCCACAGCCUAUGUACCCCUACAUGCAGCCGCCGGGCGUCUACGGUCCGGGCUCGUACAUGGCUCCCCCAAAGACCUACGCCCCCAGCGUGGCCUACACGGGCACAGGGUCGUAUAUGCCCAACAAACCCUACGCCAUGCCCAGGACGUACUCAGCCCCUCGCGGGCAGUAUCUCUGA